AUGUGGAUCCUGUUAUCAUCAAUCAUUUUUAGUAGAAUUUUUGAAUACAUUUUCAAAGUAAUCAAUUUAUUAUAUUUUAGACUUAAGUCAAAAACUUUUUUUAUAUGAAAUAAGUAAGAAUUUUUUUUAUCAUUAAAUUAUUCCUAUUCUUGUUAAUGUUAGCCACAUUUUUAUUUGGAAUAUAUUUCUAUUUAAUGAUCUAGAAUUAAACAAGUUUGGUAUUAAAUACUAAUUAAUCAUUAGAUAAUUUCAUAUGACUUUGCCAUUUUAAUUGAUCUACUAUUUUUGGAUAUGAUCUUAUUUAUUGCCAUUAAAUUUUGGAUAAGGGAAGAAAAAAUUAAUUAGAAUAAACUUAGAGAUUUUAAUUUAUAGCGAAGGCCUAGAACAUCAGUUAAUUUUGAAAUUAUCUAAAAAUACAUCCAAGAUUUAUAUCAUCAUUUAAUUUUUGAUUUAUUAAUAAAAUUUAUUAGAUAUUUAAUUGAAGUCAUUUAUUAAUAAUAUUAAUAAAAAUUAAAUUCACUUUUUAUUUUCCAGCCAAGAAGAUAAAAGUUGAGGAGAGAAGCUGCAAUGAAAGUAACUGUAGAAAAAAGAAUUUUGAUCACCUGA
Molecule: messenger RNA, 606 nt
Organism: Paramecium octaurelia
Lineage: Eukaryota; Ciliophora; Oligohymenophorea; Peniculida; Parameciidae
Source: the annotation of a GenBank genome assembly